CUCUUCAAAAGGGCUCCGAGGAGGUCCGAGCAGCCCAACCUUGCUGAAGCACUAGCCUUCUCCCGGCCUCCUUCAGCGAGUCUGUGCUUGCUUUCCUGCCUGCUUUCUCUUCCCUUUCUGGCUCAGCUUGGGACAGAGGCUCCUAUCAGAGCAGGCUCAGGUCUUGGAUUUUAAUGGCAGUGAUGGAAAAACAUGAGAAUAUUUCCUGGAUCUCCCAACAGGAACUGGAAGAUCCAUUCAAGAAAUUCCCAAACAACACCGAGGACUACCUAACCUUGCUCUGCGGGCCUCAGCGCAGCCACCUCUUCCUCCCGGUGACUGUGGUAUAUGCAGUGAUUUUUGUGGUGGGGGUUAUUGGCAAUCUCCUGGUGUGCCUGGUGAUUCUUCGGCACCAGACUAUGAAGACACCCACCAAUUACUACCUCCUCAGCUUGGCUGUUUCCGACCUCCUGGUCCUGCUUCUUGGGAUGCCCCUGGAAGUCUAUGAGAUGUGGCGCAACUACCCCUUCCUGUUUGGGCCGGUGGGCUGCUACUUCAAGACGGCCCUCUUCGAGACCGUGUGCUUCGCCUCCAUCCUCAGCGUCACCACAGUCAGCGUGGAGCGCUACGUGGCCAUCCUCCAUCCGUUCCGCGCCAAGCUGGAAAGCACCCGGCGGCGGGCCCUCAGGAUCCUCGGCGUCGUCUGGGGCUUCUCUGUUCUGUUCUCUCUGCCCAACACCAGCAUCCAUGGCAUCAAGCUCCACUACUUCCCCAAUGGGACCUUCGUCCCGGGCUCUGCCACCUGUACAGUUAUCAAGCCCAUGUGGAUCUACAAUUUCAUCAUCCAGGUCACCUCCUUCCUCUUCUACAUCCUCCCCAUGACUGUCAUCAGUGUCCUCUACUACCUCAUGGGGCUCAAACUGAAGAAAGACCAACCCCUUGAGGCAGAUGAAGUGACCACAAAUAUUCAAAGACCAUCCAGAAAAUCAGUCACUAAAAUGCUAUUUGUCUUGGUCUUAGUGUUUGCUGUUUGUUGGGCCCCAUUCCAUGUUGAUCGGCUCUUCUUCAGCUUUGUGGAGGAGUGGACUGAAUCCCUAGCUGCUGUGUUCAAUCUCAUCCAUGUGGUAUCAGGUGUCUUCUUCUACCUGAGCUCAGCUGUCAACCCCAUUAUCUACAACCUACUCUCCCACCGCUUCCGAGCUGCAUUCCGGAAUGUGAUCUCUCCUUCCUGCAAACAGCGGCACUCCCAGAACCAGACACAGGGGCCACCUGUGCAGCGGAACAUCUUCCUGACAGAAUGUCACCUUGUGGAGCUGACUGAAGAUGUAGGUCCCCAGUUCCCUUGUCACUUGUCCAUUUGUAAUUCUCACCUCCCCACAGCUCUCUGUACUGGACAGGCACUGAGAAAGGAACUCUCAAAGAGUUGACAUUCCUCUUGCCUCCACACUGCAGGAAGG
Messenger RNA from Camelus dromedarius (Arabian camel), 1436 nucleotides. It is a transcript of the gene NMUR2, whose product is annotated as neuromedin U receptor 2. Gene Ontology annotation, biological process: neuropeptide signaling pathway. Lineage: Eukaryota; Metazoa; Chordata; Mammalia; Artiodactyla; Camelidae. The transcript has 4 exons. Gene Ontology annotation, molecular function: neuromedin U receptor activity. Gene Ontology annotation, cellular component: plasma membrane. Bases 174 to 1406 code for a protein of 410 amino acids. The record is from RefSeq and is a predicted model, not a curated record.